Arachis duranensis is the source of this 915-nucleotide messenger RNA. RefSeq lists its product as uncharacterized. NCBI's taxonomy places the organism in Eukaryota, Viridiplantae, Streptophyta, Magnoliopsida, Fabales, Fabaceae. Bases 1 to 915 code for a protein of 304 amino acids. The record is from RefSeq and is a predicted model, not a curated record. The transcript is spliced from 2 exons. Gene Ontology annotation, molecular function: nucleic acid binding; zinc ion binding.
AUGAACAAGAUCAAGAUUAUCAACGAGGAUGCAUGGGCGUAUCUAUCAAAGUGGGGAAGAGAACACUGGACCAGGAGUCAAUUCAGUCACAGGCCUAAAUUGGAUAGCAUAUGUAAUAAUGCGUGCGAGGUAUUCAACUCAAAAAUUAAAGAGGCCAGGGCCAAGCCAAUCAUUACUUUGCUUGAAGGUGUGAGAAUGUUUGUCAUGAGAACAAUAGCUAAUAACAAGGUAAAAUUAGCUAAUCAUGUGGGUAAGUUACCGCCAGUAAUUCACAGUCAUCUGGAGAAAGUGAGAAAAGAGUCAAAACAUUGGCACCCAAUAUGGACAGGUGAUACUGGUUAUGAGAAAUUUGAGGUACACGGUUACCCAGCCAACCAUGUUGUUGAUCUAGGAAAAUACCUAUGCACAUGUCAAUUUUGGAUGCUGACAGGAAUACCCUGUGUGCAUGCAUGUGCUGCACUAGCUAGGGUGAACAAGAAUCCAGAGGAUUUUUGCCACAAACUAGUUACUAUGGACUCAUAUAGGGAGACAUAUCAGCAUCAUAUUAAUCCCAUUCCUGGGCAGACUUUCUGGGAGGUUUCAGAAUCUCUUAAGCCCCAACCUCCAAAGAUUAAGAGGGGGCCAGGUAAGUUACAACAAAAAAGGCGGAUAGGCACAGAUGAAGCUAAGGGUGGCUCAAAGAAAUCCAAACCCACUUCCACCAAGGACAACACAAACCUAAAGAGGCAGCUUGCACCAUUCACAUGCAGCUACUGUGGGAAAAAAGGACACACAAAGAGGGGUUGUAAAAAGAAAAAACUAGCAGAUGUUGCUGCAAAAGCCAAAGCUGCUGCUGCUGCACAAGCAAAAGCUGCCGCUAAGAAUACAGCUAGAGCUGAAACUAAUGUUGUUGAAGAUGGAUCCGAAUGCCACUGA